This is a messenger RNA of Pleuronectes platessa (European plaice), 4903 nucleotides long. It is a transcript of the gene gpsm2, whose product is annotated as G protein signaling modulator 2. Lineage: Eukaryota; Metazoa; Chordata; Actinopteri; Pleuronectiformes; Pleuronectidae. The transcript is spliced from 13 exons. Bases 2121 to 4331 code for a protein of 736 amino acids. The record is from RefSeq and is a predicted model, not a curated record. Gene Ontology annotation, molecular function: GTPase regulator activity; protein binding.
UCUCAACUCAGCUGUAGUUGUAGAGUAGAAACUGUGACUUGAUACAGCCUUUAAUGUUUCCCUCCUCAUUACUUUCAGAAGGGAUGUUUUAGUUGAUGGUAAAGAGAAGAAAAGCUCUUUGUAAUUGUGACUAUAUUAAUGCUUGUUACGUACAUAAGAUGCAUCAGUGUCAAGUAACUGAGGAUGUUGCCUUGUUGAUGGUAUUGUGUGGAUAUACAAAUUGUGGAGUGGGAGUUUCUUGUCAUAGUGCCCGCUGUGAGUUUGUUGACUAAAAAAUUGAAAAGGCAUUGACCAGCUGUCCUCAUAUAUUCAGAGCUCCAGCAGCAGGUGUGACCUGCUAAACACAAAAAGACUCCAGCUUCAAUAUUUAAUGAGCUCUGAAAAAUUCAUCACGGCCAGCUUUGUUUUUCGCCACAUGUGUGUCCACUUCAUUUGAAUGGAGCAGGUGUCUGCAAGCUGGGAGGAUGUUUGUUUUCUUUUUUGUCCGAAUAGAUGCUGGAUCAUUGCCCCCAUUUUAUUGAUUCCAUUAUACACAUUACUACAAAGUCCGCCUGUGUCUGAAACCUCGAAUAAAUCUCCUUAGCAGCGUUUUAAUCUGUCGGGUGCACACUCCACAGCAGUAAGCUCAGGUGACCAGGUCAGAAAAGAACCUGAUAGUGAGUUAAGCAGAUUAACUGAGAAACUGCUGAUCGAACAGUUUCCCAGCUGCCAUGCAUAGGAAGUUAAUACUAUGACUACAUCACACGUCUCAUUGAGGGCUUUCCGACGUGCAAUGCGAAAAUAUCUCUGUGACGUCAGAUGGAUUUGCUGUCACAAGAAAAGAAGGUAAUUUUUUUAGACCUAAAUGAACCACAAACAAGAUCUUCUUUUCAUAUAGGCUUCGAUGUUUUGUUGAGCUAAUCUGUCCAUGUGCCAGAGAAAGAAAAGGAGCAGCAGUCUGUGAGUUUGUAGACUCCUCUCAGCUGUAGCAUGUGCUCUUGUUGUUGUUGUUAGACAAGAAGCAGGUAGGCUGGUGUUUGCCACGGGUGUAGUUUUAAAUUAUAUGUUGCUAACGUGAUAGUAAACAAAGGAUAUUUUUAUUUAAUCAACUAUUCAGGAGACCAUUUUUGCCUUUGUUUUAUAAUUAGAGCUGAGCUAAUUUCUUUGGUGUUUUCGUGUCCUUUUAAUGGCACAUUGGUAGUACUGUAAGCUUUUCCUCGUUGUGUUUGUGGGUCCCUUUUUGAUAUGUUUCAGACAAAGCCUUGGGUUGGGUACUGUAGGAAAUCUGGAGAUAAACAAACUGAAACUUUGUGUGAAGCUGAUCUCCUUCCAACAAUACAGCUUCCUGAAAAACAAGCUUUGGCAGACUCUGUUUUUGCUCUGCACAGAUAUGCUGCUAAAGCUACAGAUAAGCAGCGUCUGACACUCCCUUUCAUUUGAGCUAGAGAUGCCUGAGACUGAAAAUUAGUGGUCUUUCAGCCGACUCGGAGGAAGCACUUCUAAUUGUGUUAUAAAUCAUGUCCUUUGCUUUCACAUUGUUUAACUAUAUGAGGCCAUUUGCUGCCAUUAUCUUCUUAAAUCCAGAUUUGUUUUUAGAAGUAAAAAAACAACCGGCUUUUUUUAGUAAUCUCAUUGUUAGGAGUAGAGAGCAUUGAGUUUAGCCAUAUUGUCCUACUGCUAGGAUAAUCAGAUUGUCACCUCCGCCAAGGAGGUUAUUUUUACACCAGUUUGUUCAUGGGUUGGUUUGUUUGCUGAAGGGUGUUCCAUGAAAUGUGGUGGAAGGAUGUGAUAUUGGUCAGGGAAGAACCCAUUACAUUUUUAUUGCCUAUCCAGGAAUGAACUCUGUUAAGUGCCAUUCUAGUUUCUUAUAAUAAAAAGAUUGACUUUUGAGAACCAACUCACAAAUCUGAACUGCCAGACCAUCUGUAAAUAUUCAUCUGUGUUAUGAAGACUGAAGAAAUAUCCUGUCCCAACUGCAGCUGGUCAUCAAUGGGCUGAAACAUAUACAACUCCUAAGCAACACAAAACAUUUAAACUAUUUCUAUCACUAAUUCAAGGCUAAUAAACAGAGUAAUGAUCAAAUGUGUCCUUCUGUUCUUUGCCUCAUGUGACUGUAAAAAGAACCCACUUUAUUUUGAGGCAUGUCAAAAGGAUGUGAGAUCUACCAUAACAAAGAAACUCUAGCUGGAGCCAUUGUUCUCUGUAUGUGGAAGGAAGUAGCUAAAGAAUAUUCCCCGGUUGAAAGCCUUUGCUUAGAAAGAGGUCCGGUCAGUUGGCCGCUCGUCACAGCCACAGAGGAUCUGUUUCUCCACAGCUUCUUCAACUUUGGCUUCAUUACUAUAUUUGGACUCUUGACACAUUUGAGCCCCUCAUUUAAUAUUUUUCUCCACCAGUUCAAACCAGACUCUGCUUCUGUUGUCUGUAGGAUGGAGGUCUCCUGCCUGGAGCUGGCGCUGGAGGGUGAGCGGCUCUGUAAGGUGGGCGACUACAGAGCGGGGGUCUCCUUCUUCGAGGCUGCCAUCCAGGUGGGCACAGAGGACCUGCAGGUGCUCAGCGCCAUCUACAGCCAACUGGGCAAUGCCUACUUCCACCUGCACGACUACGCCAAAGCCCUGGAGUUCCACCGGCAUGACCUCACCCUGACCAGAACCAUCGGGGACCUGCUCGGGGAAGCCAAAGCCAGUGGUAACCUUGGCAACACAUUAAAGGUGCUGGGGCGGUUUGAUGAGGCUGUAGUUUGCUGUCAGAGGCACUUGGACAUAGCCAGAGACAUGAGCGACAAGGUGGGUCAGGCGCGAGCUCUGUAUAACUUUGGGAACGUUUACCACGCCAAAGGCAAAAGUAUCUGCUGGAGCGGAGCUGAGCCUGGAGAAUUCCCAGAGGAGGUGAUGACGGCACUGAAGCAGGCAGCUGAGUUCUACGAGGCCAACUUGGCGAUAGUGAAGGAGCUUGGAGACCGGGCCGCCCAGGGUCGGACGUAUGGGAACCUCGGCAACACACACUAUUUGUUGGGAAACUUUCGCAAAGCUGUGGCUUCUCAUGAACAGCGCUUGCUCAUAGCGAAGGAGUUUGGUGACCGCUCAGCAGAGAGACGCGCUUACUGCAACCUGGGGAACGCCUACAUCUUUCUGGGAGAAUUUGACGUGGCAGCCGAAAAUUACAAGAGGACACUGCAGCUGGCCAGGCAGUUGAAAGAUCGAGCUGUGGAGGCCCAGGCCUGCUACAGUUUGGGCAACACCUACACCCUUCUCCAGGACUACGAGAGAGCCAUAGACUACCACCUCAAACACCUCAUCAUAGCCCAGGACCUCAACGACAGGAUUGGGGAAGGCCGUGCUUGCUGGAGUUUAGGAAAUGCUCACACUGCACUGGGGAACCAUGAUCAGGCCAUGCACUUUGCUGAGAAGCACCUGGAGAUCUGCAAAGAGACUGGAGACAGGAGCGGGGAGCUGACGGCCCGUAUGAAUGUGUCCGACCUCCAGAUGGUUCUGGGUCUGAGCUAUAGCACAAAUAACUCCACCUUCUCAGAGAAUAAAGAUAUAGACUACAACCAGCAUGGAGCGAAACCCAGGAUGAGCAGGAGACACAGCAUGGAGAACCUGGAGCUGAUGAAACUCACUCCAGACAAGAUGAAUAAUCAGAAGUGGAACAGCGACAUCCUGACCAAACCGCCCAAACCCUCAUUGGCUAAGAGCACCGCCAAGCUGUUCUUUGUCAAUCGUCUCCGCGGGAAGAAGUACAAGGCCGGAGGCUCCAGUAAGGUCCUCCAGGACACCAGCAACACGCUGGAAACCAGUCAGACGUCUGCACAGGGACCUCAGAAGCGACUGAGUCCUGACAUGCUCGGAGACGAGGGCUUCUUUGACCUGCUGAGCCGUUUCCAGAGCAACCGCAUGGAUGACCAGCGCUGCUCUAUACAGGAUCAGGGCAGCAGGGUGUCGUUAACCGGCGACCCGGAGCAGCCUCCAAGAACCAUCAGGAAAACUGUGACAGAGUCUGCCAACAUCACGGUUGGACAAGGCCGGCGGUUAGAGGAGCCGUCGGCAGCGGGGGGGAGCCUGCCCGGCCUCCGGCUCCAUCAGAACAGCAACCAGGCCGUGCUCAACCACUUGAUGGCCAACGCAGACAACGCUGAGGCUGACGACGACUUCUUCAACAUGCUUGUCAAGUGCCAGGGGUCCCGUUUGGAUGACCAGCGCUGUGCCCCUCCCCCCCCUCCGGUCCGAGGGCCCACCGUACCAGAUGAGGACUUCUUCAGCCUCAUCAUGCGCUCCCAGGCCAAACGGAUGGAUGAGCAGCGCGUCACCCUGCCCUCUGGGCCGAGCGCCAAGGCCAGGCCCCCCUCCAACUAAGCACUAAAGGGACAGACAGGCUUUUUUCUGUAAAUCUCAUGUAGCAGUGGACGAUAUUGUGGGGUGGUCGUUCAGGAGAAAGCUGUGUCUCUCUUUGUAUUCCUCCAUUUGGACAAAACAAAGCACUGUCAGCAUUAUAUGUAGAAUACAGUAACACUGAGGACUUGUUUUGCACAACUCCACAACAGCAACAAACUCAAUCGUAUCAGGGACACGUGUUGUUUUUUAUUCCAUGUUUUUCCUUAUUCUGUGCCCCUGCAUAUUUCACUUCACGUGUAUUUUUCAAUACACAACUUCAGUUUGUAUUUAUUGUACUAUUUCUGAUCGUUAUGAUUCUGCUAACUGCCGUCCCACCACUAUAAAGUCAUGUGGUUAUUCUCAGAGUGAACGCUGAGGUACAGCACUCUAUCCAUGUUUUUUGUUUUGUAUGUGAGGACUUGGUUUUAAAGUUACCGAGGUCAGACAGGAAAUGAACAAAAACUAUUUGAACAAGCUAUGAAUUUAACCCGUGUACAGCCCGAACUUUUGUACUAAAUGUUUUGAGUGAGGAUGAAUAAAGCCUCAUUCCUGUA